AUGGCACAAGGAUUUAAGCCAGCCAAAGCGAAGAAAGCGGCGACCUCGCCAAAGUCCGGCUCGAAGGCUAAAUCUGGCCCUAAACGUGGUCCUCGAGUGAUCGCGCCAAAGAAGAAAGCAGCAGUACAGGCAGCCAAGACAAAGCAGAAGCAGACUGCAUCCAUCACGGCCAGGAUCGAGCAGGAGAUGGUCAGUCGAGCAUCCAAAGGUGGACCGCUCACCAUUAUGAAGAAAGCGGCAGACGGCGAUGCGGAUGACAAGAAGAAGAACCAGAACAAAAAGUAG
Mycosarcoma maydis (corn smut) is the source of this 285-nucleotide messenger RNA. RefSeq lists its product as uncharacterized. The record is from RefSeq and is a predicted model, not a curated record. The transcript is spliced from 2 exons. Bases 1 to 285 code for a protein of 94 amino acids. Lineage: Eukaryota; Fungi; Basidiomycota; Ustilaginomycetes; Ustilaginales.